GGGUGUACCUGUCCCAGGGCACCUGUCCCUGCAGCCAAUCCGGGCUGUGCCGCCCCACCUGCGCUGUGCUCUCCAUAAAUCAAACACCUCGCAGGGAAAUGUGUGUGUGAGCAGCCCGAGCACAGCCCUGCGCUGCCUCCGCUCCGGCCACCGCCGAAAAAAUGUCCAAUCAACUCGAUUUUAGAUCCGUGCGCCUGAUGAAGAAUGACACCAUGAACUUCCAGAAAUUCCCCUACACCAGCGAAGAUGAAGCCUGGAAAACCUACCUGGAGAACCCCCUGACUGCAGCCACCAAGGCCAUGAUGAGGGUGAACGGGGACGACGACAGCGUGGCCGCCCUCAGCCUCCUCUACGACUACUACAUGGUCCCGAAGGAGAAGAGGAUUCUCCCAGCUGGGAUGAUGGGACGCAAUGACCUGGCAAAGAGGCACUGCCACGGGAUGGAUUUUGAGCCUGAGAUCCCCUCCUUCGAUGGCUCAGCCCAUCUCAUGAAGCUCCUGUCAGAAAACGUCUCCAUGGCCCAGGAGUUCUGCGAGCCCCCCAAGAAGAACGGCCUGAGCCUCGAAGGUGUCCCUGCUCCUCACAAGGCAGCCCUGCUCCCUCCAGGCACCAGCAAGCUGGAAGCCACCCCAGAAAACUUCCUGGUGGCCCCGGGGGACGUGUACGACAGCAGCUCCCUGAACUCGCUGUUCGAGAGCCUGCCCAUGGCCCCCGCGCAGCAGCGCUGGCAGCCCGACAGCACCUUCAAGGAGGACCCCCAGGAGUCGCUGCUCUUCAGUGACAUCCUCAAACCCCAGCCAGAGCCACCCUGCCCCGAGAGCUUCCCCACGGAUGGAGUGAAGAGUGACUUUGAAUACACUCUGGGGUCACCCAAAGCCAUUCACAUCAAAUCUGGGGACUCUCCCAUGGCCUACCUCAACAAAGGACAGUUCUACCCCAUCACACUGCGGACAGCUGGAGACAGCAAAUGUUUGCACUUGUCCUCAAAUAAAGUGAAGAGCGUGGUGAUGAUCGUGUUUGACAAUGAGAAGAUCCCCACGGAGCAGCUGAAGUUCUGGAAGCACUGGCACUCCCGGCAGCCCACGGCCAAGCAGAGGGUCAUCGACGUGGCUGACUGCAAGGAGAACUUCAACACGGUGCAGAACAUCGAGGAGCUGGCCUACAACGCCCUGUCCUUCGUGUGGAACAUCCACGAGGAAGCCAAGGUGUUUAUUGGGGUGAACUGCCUGAGCACGGACUUCUCCUCGCAGAAGGGAGUGAAGGGUGUCCCCCUGAACCUGCAGAUUGACACCUACGACUGUGGCAGUGGCAGCAGCCAGCUGGUGCACAGGGCUGUCUGCCAGAUCAAGAUCUUCUGUGACAAGGGAGCAGAGAGGAAAAUGAGGGAUGAUGAAAGGAAACAGUUCCGGAGGAAAGGAAAAUGCCUGGACUCCAACAACAAUGGUCUGAAAGGCUGUUUGCUCUCUGGCUUCAGAGGGAAUGAGAUCACGUUCCUGCGGCCCGAGAGCGACCUGGAGACGCAGCCGGUGCUGUUCAUCCCCAACGUGCACUUCUCCACCCCGCAGAGGUGUGGCUCGGUGCUCCCUCCCGCUGUUCCCAACUCUGCAAACAGGCUGCCCCUGAAGCGCAGCGGUGCCUCCUUCACCGACGACUUCGAGCCGAUGCCUCCGAAGCAGAGCAAGGAUGAAGAUCCCCAGAGAGUGCUGCUCUACGUGCGCAGGGAGGCCGAGGAGGUGUUCGAUGCUCUCAUGUUGAAGACCCCGGACCUGCAGGGCCUCAGGACAGCUAUUUCAGAAAAAUAUGGGCUUCCUGAAGAAAGCAUUUAUAAAGUCUACAAAAAGUGCAAAAGAGGGAUCCUGGUGAACAUGGACAACAACAUCAUCCAGCACUACAGCAACCACAUGGCCUUUCUGCUGGACAUGGUAGAGGCAGAGAACAAGUUCCAGAUCAUCCUCAAGGAGCUCUAAAGAGCUGCAGGCAGCACUUCCUGGGACUUGUCUCCGAGCUGGCACGUGUGACCCCACAGAACUCAGCCCUGUGCCCUCUCUUGUUGCCUUGACUUGAACCCCCUGGCCCUGGGGCCGGGCCACAAACUGCUGUGAGAUCAUCCUGUGAACAUGGAACUUGGCUCUGUUGAGUUGAUAUUAUUAAUAUUAUUAUUAU
Molecule: messenger RNA, 2163 nt
Organism: Cyanistes caeruleus (blue tit)
Lineage: Eukaryota; Metazoa; Chordata; Aves; Passeriformes; Paridae
Gene: GRHL3
Product: grainyhead like transcription factor 3
Biological process (GO): regulation of transcription by RNA polymerase II
Cellular component (GO): nucleus
Molecular function (GO): RNA polymerase II cis-regulatory region sequence-specific DNA binding; DNA-binding transcription activator activity, RNA polymerase II-specific
Source: RefSeq, a predicted model, not a curated record